AUGUCGACAGGCCAAACAUCAGUCCUGGAAACGGAAAAUGGUAUUAAUAAAUUUGUCAUGAAGAAAGAAAUGGAACGUCAAGAGAAAUUACUUGACGAACAGAGAAAAGCCCUUUCUGAAGUUGAAUGGCCAUUUUUACCGCGUGUGGGUAAAGUAGACAUGUCCAUAGUCGAAAAACUCCGCGAUGAAGCUGACAAGCAUCUCGCUAGAAGAAACCUGAGUUAUCAAAAAGCCCAGGAAUAUAUUCAUCGCGGGAUGACUGAGGCAGCAGCCUACUAUUCGGAGUUCGCUGCUUUACACAAGCAGAAAUAUGAACAGGCCAAUAGCUUAGCUGCCGCUUCUCUUAUACAGGUAAGUUGA
Parnassius mnemosyne (clouded apollo) is the source of this 360-nucleotide messenger RNA. The record is from the annotation of a GenBank genome assembly. NCBI's taxonomy places the organism in Eukaryota, Metazoa, Arthropoda, Insecta, Lepidoptera, Papilionidae.